Molecule: messenger RNA, 1796 nt
Organism: Passer domesticus (house sparrow)
Lineage: Eukaryota; Metazoa; Chordata; Aves; Passeriformes; Passeridae
Product: glutathione S-transferase theta-1
Exons: 5
Coding region: 1018-1779 (253 amino acids)
Biological process (GO): glutathione metabolic process
Cellular component (GO): cytoplasm
Molecular function (GO): glutathione transferase activity
Source: RefSeq, a predicted model, not a curated record
CACCGUGCGGCUCCAGUUCCCAGAGCAGUCUCGGAGCUCUGCUGCAUCUAUUUUUGCGGCUCUCCAAGGAAUGUUCCUCUAGCCAUUGCUAGCAAAUUAGUCACACUGACAGCGGAGCAGUGCUCUGGGAAUGCUGUAAUUUGUGGCAACACUGUUCAGGCUCCUCCAACUGUGUGACUGCUGGCCAGCUAAAUGUUGCAUUUUCCUGUAAAUUGUUACUUUUGUGCCUAAGGCAAAGCACGUUACUUCGAAACCCUCGGUUGAGGAUUAGAUGAUUAGGCAGGUAUGUGAUUGACAAAUAGAGUGGGAUUUCCCCCCCCCUUCUAUUUCCAUAAAAUCUUCUCCACUGCUCUUUUCACCCACCAAUAAACCUCCUUCUCUGCACUAUGACUUAGGCUUAAGAUUUCCUCAUGUGUGCAGCCUGCCCUGCUUUCUGACUGUGGAUACCCUGCUUGUUAAAGUUAGACCUCAAAGCCCAGCAAUACACACUGUGUGUGUAUCUAUAUAUAUAAAUCUAUACCUCCAUCCAUCCUUGGGAGUCAUCAAGAACUGAUUACUCCACAUACAACUGAUUUACUUGACCUGUAAGUCAAGCCAACAUCACAGGAAUGAUAAAGAUGGACCCCCAAUACCACUACACAAAAAAGGCUGGCUCUGCUGGCUGGAAGAGAGGCACAAGCUUAAAUUCUGCUAAAAACAAAUGUUGGUCUCUAUUUUCAUACAAGAAGCAGUGGGUCCCAAUGAAGCAGCCUGGAGUUAGUGUUCACACCAAUGUAUGUACCAGUUCACAGCUCAGUCAGAGUUCUCAGAACUGGCCUUUUAUGUCUAUCUACAAACCAAAGUAACUGAUUCCAUCCCCAGGCUGUGUCACAGACACUGACCUACUGCCCAGCCUGCUCUAAUGACAAGGUAGCUCCGUCAGGGAACAAAUAUGCUCAGUAUUCCUGCUAGAAUUGCUGUAUGAUGAAAGCUCUCUGAAAUCUCAUUCAGGCUGCCCUCACCCAUUGCUUACUUCUCAUGUCCUUGUUUCUUAGUUCCCUGCUGCCCUGGAUAAUAAACACAGACAGCAGCACAACCAAACAGCUGGGUCUGACGAGGGACUGCUCGUUAGCUGCAAGCAUUGCUGACUGGCAACUUUCUACUGCAUUUUUCCAAAGACCAGGGCCAUCAAACAGUGAAGGUGCAAGCAAAGUCAGCCUCUUGAAGAAAGUACCAGCACUGAAGGAUGGAGACUUCACCCUUGCAGAAUGCACUGCCAUCCUGCUGUACCUGAGCCGCAAGUACAACACUCCUGACCACUGGUACCCCUCAGACAUCCAGCAGCGGGCCCGUGUGGAUGAGUACCUGUCCUGGCACCACGCCAACAUCCGGGCCAACGCUCCCAAGACCAUGUGGAUCAAGGUGUUGAUUCCCCUCUUCACAGGGCAGCCACUGCCCUCGGAGAAGCUCCAGGAGGUUAUGGAGGGGCUGUCCACUUCCCUGAAGCAAUUUGAGGAGAGGUUUCUGCAGGACAAGGCUUUUAUCAUUGGGAGUGAGAUCUCCCUGGCAGAUCUUGUGGCCAUUGUGGAACUGAUGCAACCUGUUGGAGUUGGUUGUGACAUCUUUGAAGACAGACCCAGGCUGAGGGAGUGGCGCAGGCGGGUGGAGGAUGCUGUGGGGAAAGAGCUUUUUUUCCAAGCCCAUGAGAUGAUCCUCAAUAUCAAAGAACUGAGCAAUAUUCAAAUUGAUCCACAGCUGAAAGAGCAACUGGCACCUGUGUUGAUGAAGAUGUUGAAAUGAAUUAACCUAUCUUAGCA